Puntigrus tetrazona (Sumatra barb) is the source of this 2816-nucleotide messenger RNA. RefSeq names its product DEAD (Asp-Glu-Ala-Asp) box polypeptide 4 (gene ddx4). Bases 242 to 2203 code for a protein of 653 amino acids. Lineage: Eukaryota; Metazoa; Chordata; Actinopteri; Cypriniformes; Cyprinidae. Gene Ontology annotation, molecular function: RNA binding; ATP binding; RNA helicase activity. The transcript is spliced from 23 exons. The record is from RefSeq and is a predicted model, not a curated record. Gene Ontology annotation, cellular component: P granule; nucleus. Gene Ontology annotation, biological process: cell differentiation; gamete generation.
GUCAUGGCUUUAGGAAUUCGCCCUAUCGAUUCAGAUCAAUAUCUCCAGAUUGUAAAAAAAAUGAUUCAAAAGAGUUUGAUUCAUUAAAAAAGAAUCGUUCAUUAAAAAAAACGCGAAUCGGACAUCACGCAGAUUUUCCCGCCCACAAGCAGAAAAUUGCGUCAUUUCUGCUAGUUUUUUUUUCUUGCUAGCGAUUUCUUCACGUGUCUCCCGCCAUCAACUUCUGCUAAGUCUGCUCAACAUGGAUGACUGGGAGGAAGAUCAGGGCCCUGUUGUAUCCUGCAUUUCAGGCUUUGAUGUUGAUGGCAGCUCAUGGAAGAUGACUGCUGGUGAUGGAUUCAGGGGCAGAGGAGGCAGGGGAGGAUCACGAGGAGGAAGGGGAGGCUUCAGAAAUACCUUCAUAUCGGAAACUGAUAUAAAUGGCAACGAUAAGGGCUGGAAAGAUGGUGAAGGCCAAGGGAGAGGUCGGGGUGGUUUUCGCGGUGGUUUUCGUGGUGCUUUCCGUAAUGGUGGUAAUGAAGAGACUGAGAGAAGAGGCUUUGAAAGAGAAAAUGAAAAUGGCAGAGAUGAGGGUUGGAAAGGAGGUGAAGGCCGAGGAAGAGGUCGUGGAGGCUUUCGUGGAGGUUUCCGUGAAGGUGGUGAUGAAGAGAAAGGAAGAAAAAGCUUUGGAAGAGGAGGUUUCAGAGGCCGAAAUGAGGAAGUGUUUUCCAAGGUCCAGCCAGAUCAAGAAACAGCUGAAAAUACAGGACCCAAGGUUGUGUAUGUGCCGCCGCCCCCUCCAGAAGAGGAGAGUUCCAUAUUUUCCCAUUAUGCCACAGGCAUUAAUUUUGACAAAUAUGAUGACAUUCUUGUGGAUGUGAGUGGCAGCAAUCCUCCAAAGGCUAUUAUGGCUUUUGCUGAAGCAAGACUUUGUGAAUCGCUGACAACGAAUGUAAUGAAAUCUGGAUAUGUGAAGCCUACUCCUGUUCAGAAACAUGGAAUUCCCAUUAUUUCUGCUGGACGAGAUCUAAUGGCUUGUGCCCAGACUGGAUCAGGAAAAACGGCGGCCUUCCUGUUGCCCAUCCUACAGCAGCUGAUGGCUGAUGGGGUGGCAGCCAGUAAGUUCAGUGAGGUGCAAGAGCCUGAGGCCAUAAUUGUGGCCCCCACCAGAGAGCUCAUCAAUCAGAUCUAUCUGGAGGCCAGGAAGUUUGCAUAUGGGACCUGUGUGCGUCCUGUGGUGGUUUAUGGUGGUAUAAAUACUGGAUACACCAUUCGAGAGGUGUUAAAGGGAUGCAAUAUUUUGUGCGGGACCCCAGGGCGAUUGCUUGACAUAAUUGGUCGUGGAAAGGUUGGCUUAAGUAAGCUGCGGUAUUUGGUCCUAGAUGAAGCCGACAGAAUGCUGGACAUGGGCUUUGAGCCAGAUAUGCGCAAGCUGGUGGGAUCUCCAGGAAUGCCUUCAAAAGAGGAUCGGCAAACACUCAUGUUCAGUGCCACCUACCCUGAAGAUAUUCAAAGGAUGGCUGCAGAUUUUUUGAAAGUGGACUACAUUUUCCUGGCUGUUGGUGUGGUUGGUGGAGCAUGCAGUGAUGUGGAGCAAACUAUCAUUCAGGUGGACCAGUACUCUAAGAGAGACCAGCUGCUCGAAGUGCUCAGAGCUACAGGGAAUGAACGCACAAUGGUCUUUGUUGAAACCAAAAGAAGUGCUGAUUUCAUAGCAACCUUUCUCUGUCAGGAGAAAAUCUGUACUACCAGCAUCCAUGGUGAUCGGGAGCAGCGAGAGCGAGAGAAGGCUCUCAGUGAUUUUCGCACAGGCCAGUGUCCAGUGCUGGUGGCCACGUCUGUCGCUGCCAGAGGUCUGGACAUUGAACAAGUCCAACAUGUUGUGAAUUUUGACCUGCCCAGCAGCAUCGACGAGUAUGUCCAUCGCAUCGGAAGAACUGGACGCUGUGGAAACAUUGGUCGGGCCGUGUCCUUCUUUAACCCAGAGUCUGACACUCCAUUAGCCCGCUCUCUGGUCAAAGUUCUGUCAGGGGCCCAACAGGAAGUUCCUAAAUGGCUGGAGGAAGCUGCUUUCAGUGCUCAUGGGACAACAGGCUUCAACCCACGUGGAAAAGUGUUUGCGUCUACAGACAGUCGGAAGAGAGGGUCCUUUAAGACUGAUGAACCACCUCAAGCUUCCACCCCAAGCCCAGCAGCUGCUGCAGAUGACGAGGAAUGGGAAUAACUACUCUUACACAUUGUUCCAUUACUUUUUUUAUUUAAUUUAAUUUUUUGUUUAUUAAUUUCUCCAGCAUGUUCGUUAAAAUGUUGGUUACGAAAGCAUUAGAGUAAAGCUGUUGCAUUGUCACGUUAUGCAUACUGUAGGUUUGAUCUGAAGGACAGAGUAUUAAUCAAGACAUAAUACCUUUUUAGCGGUUUGGUUUAAAUUAAUCUGAUUUAUAUCACUUGUUUUGAUUGAAGAGCACAACUGGAUUAGUGGAUUUGUUUUAUCACAUUAACACUUUGCUAAGAGCGUAUUGACUUUUUGAGAGAUUUCACCUGAAGGUCUUUGCUACAAUUGUACCAUAUCGGUCAGUUCUGUUAAAUGUGACAGUUUGUAGGUUAAUUUGACGUUUUUGUCUUAAAGCCAAAGUAUACAAGAAGCUUGUUUUGCUAGUGUACCUUGACAGAUGAAGGUAAAUAAAGUGAUUGUUUACCAGACAACUUAGUUUUAAAAAAAAAAUAAAAAAUUAUUCUUGCUUAAAAUUCACUUUAGAAGUUCUUGUGACUGCUGUACCACAAAGCGGCGCUUCACUUGUUAAAAUGGCUAAAAAAUAAAGAUGGAAGUUGACAUUAAA